Molecule: messenger RNA, 1160 nt
Organism: Prosopis cineraria
Lineage: Eukaryota; Viridiplantae; Streptophyta; Magnoliopsida; Fabales; Fabaceae
Product: constitutive photomorphogenesis protein 10
Exons: 5
Coding region: 406-912 (168 amino acids)
Biological process (GO): protein polyubiquitination
Cellular component (GO): nucleus
Molecular function (GO): ubiquitin conjugating enzyme activity
Source: RefSeq, a predicted model, not a curated record
UCGUGAUUUUUGGAAGGCAUAAAGGAUAUGGGGGUCGGGUCAGUAAGUCCAAACUUCCAGAAUUACUACGGAACGCUUUGCCUUCACCUUUCCAUCCCUCUCGAUGUAGAAAAGGAGGAAUACACCCUCUUUCUUGCGCCAAUACACUACGGAAUUCGAAGCCAGGAUCAGUUGCUACCUUUGCCCAAUUGAAGACAGAGAAAGGAAGAAGAAAAUCUUUGCCGUUCCCCUCCCCAUAUUGAGCUGAUCGAUGCUGCGAUAGAACUCCGCAAUUUUCUAGUUCGGGUCAUGCUUCACCCUCAAGUAAAUUGGGACACGCAUUUUGUUUAUUUAUUUUUCUUUGAGCAGUGAGCUCUGUCUCUCACUUUGUGGGUGAUUCUGCAUCGGGAAUUGGUCAGUACAGAGAUGAUGAUGUCGGGUGGGGGAGGAGGAAGAUCUUCUUCAACAUCUUCAACAUCCUCAUGGGCACCCACAACUUCGGUCUCGGCAUCGGGAAAAAGGAUUCAGAGGGAAAUGGUGGAGCUCAACAAUGAUCCCCCUUCUGAAUGUUCUGCUGGACCCAAGGGUGAUAAUCUCUACCAUUGGGUCGCAACUAUAAUCGGUCCCGCAGGGACACCUUAUGAAGGUGGCAUAUUUUUCCUUGACAUAAUAUUUCCGAGUGAAUAUCCCUUCAAGCCUCCGCAGGUCAAAUGCAAGACUCGCAUUUACCACUGCAAUAUUGACACUACUGGCCAAGUUAGUUUGGGCAUAUUGAAGGAUGGUUGGAGCCCUGCACUAACGAUUACUAAGAUAAUGCGGUUGUUCAAGGCAUUGCCCACUUGUACUUGGGAGAUAAAGCAAAGCACGAUGAUAUUGCUACAGAGUGGACGCUCCGCUUUGCAAAGUGAAUACGAGGAUACAGGAAUCCUUUGAUUUUUAUGUUCCAAAGUUUCUUAGGAUGACAGUUGUAUUACAUAUACAAAUGCACAAGAAUUGUGAUGAGAUUAUCACCAGAGCAUCACAAGCUCAUGACAUUGCACUUAGUACAAGAAAUAAUUACACUGAACGGGGCACAUUACACUCAAGUAAAGGGUUUAGUAGUUUGACAAUAAUAGUAUUAUUUCAGUUAACAUGCUAGAUGCCCAUCAGUUUCAUCAUUUUAAUGCAUAUUUCUAGUUGAA